UAUAUCAUGCUGUUUCUCAUUUGAUUCUUAUCACACCAGGGGCAGCCAGAGGGAUUAGAAACCUUGAAGAAUCCAACUUCCAGCAACAUGACCUGUGCACUGUAUCAAGGCCCUCUCCUGCUGCCGUUGCUGCUGCUUUCACUCCUCCACAGCUCUCAGGAAUUCUGUCCAUCCACGUGCCUCUGUGUAUCUGACACAGCGAGCUGUAGCUCCAGUGGUCUGGCCAAGCUACCCAAGGCCCUGCCUUUCUCCUCCGUCAUCCUCGAUGUCAGCCACAACCACAUUUCCUGGCUGGGUCCGGGCAGCUUCAAGAAUCUGCCGAGACUGGAAAACCUCCGACUGGCCCACAACCAGCUCACCUCACUGGACCCUGGGGUGUUUCGCAAUGCCUCCGGCCUCAGGUUCCUCGAUUUGUCCUCCAACAAGCUGCAGGUGGUCCAGCAACACUACUUCCAGGGGUUGUGGAGGUUGGAGGAGCUCCUUCUCUUCAAUAACAAGAUCACACAGGUGGAGCCUGGCACACUGACCGGUCUGAGCAGCUUAAAGAAGGCCUACUUCAGCCUCAACCAGAUCACACACUUCCCAUUCUUCUCCAUCCAAGACCAUAGCCAUCCCUUCCUGACCAUGCUGGACCUCUCAUCCAACCGAAUGAGUCAUCUGAAAUGGGAGGACGUGAAAGCUUUGCCUGGGUUGGUACAACGGGGGCUCUACCUCCACAACAACUCUCUAAUCUGUGACUGCGCCAUGUACAGUGUGUUCUGGCACUGGGAUCUGAGAGGUUAUGACCCGCUGAAGGACUUCACCGAUGAGCACACUUGCAGCAUCAAUGGGGAUCCACGGUCGUCCAUCCGGUUCCUGCGACAGAACCGUUACUUCCUCAACUGCACCGUGGAAAAGGCCGUCUCGCAGCCCGUGACCGUGCUCCUCUCCAACGUGUUGGUUUCAGAGGGAGAGCGGGUGCGUCUGGACUGCCAAACGUCCCUGAUGAGUACAGACCUCUCAUUUACAUGGUUCUCCCCCAGCAAGGGGUACAUCACCCAGACCAGCAUAAAUGACACACUAAUUAGCCUGUUCGCUAAUGGUACCUUGGAGAUCCAAGCAGUCAAGGUCAACGACUCAGGUCUGUAUGUGUGCACAGCUCUGGAUAUUAAACAGGGACUAAAUGCGACUCGUGAGGUGAAUGUGACGGUGCUGCCGCCUGCAGGAGAGUCGUUCAACACCGGCUACACAACGCUGCUGGGCUGCGUGGUGACUAUGGUCUGCAUCCUCAUUUACCUCUACAUGACUCCAUGUCGCUGCAGCAGCUGCAAACAGCCCAAACCUCCACUUAUCCCCAUUGCGACCUACGACCCCAGCACCCUAACUUCCGCUUUCUCCUCCUCCGUGAGAGACGAGUCCAAAAUCCAAACUGACAAGCAUGUGGUAUUCGUGGAGCCAGUGAUUAGUGAAGACGCAGCAGAGUGGACACCUGAACGCUUACCCUGAACA
Acanthopagrus latus (yellowfin seabream) is the source of this 1488-nucleotide messenger RNA. RefSeq names its product amphoterin-induced protein 3. The transcript has a single exon. The record is from RefSeq and is a predicted model, not a curated record. NCBI's taxonomy places the organism in Eukaryota, Metazoa, Chordata, Actinopteri, Spariformes, Sparidae. The coding region runs from base 88 to 1485 and encodes 465 amino acids. Gene Ontology annotation, molecular function: protein binding.